Molecule: messenger RNA, 1344 nt
Organism: Nerophis lumbriciformis (worm pipefish)
Lineage: Eukaryota; Metazoa; Chordata; Actinopteri; Syngnathiformes; Syngnathidae
Source: RefSeq, a predicted model, not a curated record
CCGGUUGCCACCAUGUCUGGCGCCUUCGACGAGUCGGCCAGCCUGGAGGAGAGCACCGACAGUUUCUGGGAGGUGGGAAACUACAAGCGUACAGUGAAGAGGAUCGACGACGGUCAUAGACUCUGCAAUGACCUUAUGAAUUGCAUCCAGGAGCGAGCUAAAAUCGAGAAAGCCUACUCUCAGCAACUGACCGACUGGUCCAGAAGAUGGAGACUGCUGGUGGACAAAGGUCCUCAAUACGGCACGGUAGAACGCGCCUGGAUGUCGCUCAUGACCGAGGCGGAGAAGGUCAGUGAUCUUCACCACGAAGUGAAGAACAACUUGAUGGCCGAGGACUUUGAGAAAGUGAAGAACUGGCAGAAAGACUCCUACCACAAGCAGAUGAUGGGAGGAUUUAAGGAAACCAAAGAGGCAGAUGAGGGAUUCAAGAAGGCCCAGAAGCCCUGGGCUAAAAAGUUAAAGGAGCUGGAGGCUGCAAAAAAGGCAUACCACAUGGCCUGCAAAGAGGAGAAGCUGGCCUCCACCAGGGAGGCCAACGGCAAGAGUGAAGCCUCAGUCACUGCUGACCAGUUGAAAAAACUCCACGAGAAAGUUGACAAGUGCAAGCUGGAUUCCCAAAAGGCCAAGGACAAGUACGAGAAGGCUCUGGACGAGCUGAACAAAUGCACACCUCAGUACAUGGAGAGCAUGGAGCAGGUCUUCGAUCAGAGUCAGCAGUUUGAAGAGAAGAGACUUAGCUUCAUCCGAGAGGUAUUCCUGGACGUCAAACGCCACCUGAACCUGACAGAGAACCAAAGUUACGCAUCCGUGUACCAAGAACUUGAACAUACCAUCACGUCGGCCAGCGCUCAAGACGAUCUCCAGUGGUUUAAAAACAACCACGGUCCUGGCAUGCACAUGAACUGGCCGCAGUUUGAGGAGUACAACCCAGACCUCAGCCACAGCAUCACGAAGAAGUCCAAGAAAGGAAGCGAUUCCAUCAUGCUGACCAAUAUCACAUCCACAGUGGAUCGGGCACAAGCUGGUGAUCAGGGCAGCGUAAACAGCUACGAUAAGACCCAGCUGCACAGGGCCUCCAACGAAUGGUCGGACGAGGAUCAGACGGCGCCCGACUCGGCCAGCGACACCAACGGCGGCGGCAACCCUUUUGACGACGACUCCUCCGGCGGCGUGCGGGUGAGGGCGUUGUACGACUACGAAGGCCAGGAGCAGGACGAGCUCAGCUUCCGAGCAGGAGAAGAACUGACAAAACUGGAGGAGGAGGACGAGCAAGGCUGGUGCAAAGGCCGCCUGGACAGCGGCCAGCUGGGUCUUUACCCGGCUAAUUACGUGGAGCCUAUCUAG